GGGGGGGGGGGGGAGAUUUUUAUGAGAUGUGAUUCCAAAAACAUAAGCCUACAUCAAAAAUACAGCCCUUAUUAGUAAGUGCAUCUUUAAGUGUCUAUACAGUUAAUUUUCGUGACAGUGAGCAAAAUGCUACUCAUUACCGGUCGUCACUGACGUUUACAGUGUUAGUUUUACGAAUCCUUGUGGAAGGCUGCACUGACAUUAUUUGCGCCCAAGGGGGCAGUAUUUACCCUCAGGCUGAUCCAGCAGUCCAAACGAGCUGCAUAUCCUGGCAAUAAAUUCGAUCCAAACCAUUAAACAAAAACAAGUUUCUUUGAAUUUGAUUUACAUGGAAUUUCCCUCAGAUGUUUUAAUUUAAAAUUACUCUUAUAUGUCUAAUUUAAAGGGAACUGUACCUAAUGCAGUUGCUUUUUUCUUUUAAAAAGGGAGCAUCAAUUGUUGUGUUGCUGGACCCACCCCCAUAAUAUACAUGUUAAAUAUUUUCCCUCCUUGCUAUUAUUAUCUAGAUUAUCUGCAGUUAUGCAAAUGUAUAGUAAAAUAACCAGAAUUGUCAGGUCUGUACCUGGGCUGCGGUGAAACAGCUACGGUGUACUGAGGCUGCUGCUUCAGAAAGCGCUGUAGCCUUUGGCUUCACAGCGGCGGGGCGUUCAGCCAAUCAGACUCUUCUCAUCGUGUCUCCCUGCUUCUUAAUUGGCUGACACUGGCAGCAAGGGCAGCUGCUCCAUGCGUGGAGCCCGAUUUAUCAGCCAUUGAGCCUGCAUAGAAGAGAGGGAUAAAUAGAGAGGAGAGGCUCGCUGAGUGAGAACAAGGGAGAGACAGAGAGGAGAAGGAAAACGAGAGCAGGCCGACUGGUGCACAAGAAUCUGUGGCUGAAUUAUCAUCACCUGUAUCAAGAUCUUCACCGCCCGGCAAAGAUGAAUCACAGUUCCGGUGAGAAAGAGCCUGAGACCGUAGAAUCCCUGCGAUACCUCAGUAAAGUGGAGAUGGAAGUCCUUGUGACGGAGCUACUGAAGGACUAUCACUUUGGCCAGCAGCAGCUGAUCGAGAUAUGGGGUCAUGCCUGUGCCGUUGCCAUCACCAAGGCCUAUCCUCUAAGCUCUCUGAGCAAGAAACAGCCUACAGUGUUGGUUAUUUGUGGGCCAGAACAGAACGGCUCCAUCGGGCUGGUGUGUGCCCGGCAUCUGCGCAUAUUUGAGUACGAGCCCACUAUCUAUUAUCCCAAACGCUCCCCUCACAGCCUGCAUCAGGACUUCACUAUCCAGUGCGAGAAGAUGGACAUUCCCUUCCUCUCCUAUCUUCCCACAGAGGUACAGCUGAUAAACGAUGCCUAUAAUCUGGUGAUCGACUCCAUCCUGGGCCCAGAAACAGACCUUCAGGAUGUGAAAGAGCCCUACUCUGGAAUACUGGCCACCCUCAAGCAGGUGAAGAUCCCCAUUGCCAGUGUGGAUGUGCCAUCAGGUUGGGACUCGGACGAAGCGAGUACAGACGGGAUAAACCCAGAGGUUCUCAUUUCUUUGAUGGCUCCCAAAAAGUGCGCUACAAGUUUCUCGGGGAAGCACUUCUUGGCCGGACGGUUUCUUCCAUAUGACAUGCAGAAAAAAUAUGAACUCAAUCUGCCUGAAUUUCCAGGCACAGAGUGUUUUAUAGAACUGUAACUCUUCGUCAAAUAAGUUAAUAUUUUGGAUAAAUAUUAUGUAUAAUAUAUAUACACAUUUUGUAUUUUAUAGAUUGUUAUUGUGGUAUACUGUUGUUUAACAUUUGUGAACCGAGACUGUUGUAUUUGAUAAUGUGAUACAGAGGCUAUGCUUAGAUGCAGUGUGUAGCUAAGGUUUCCUUUUUUGUGUGCUUGAAAAUGAUUAAAAUCUUAAAAAUC
This is a messenger RNA of Electrophorus electricus (electric eel), 1873 nucleotides long. RefSeq names its product YjeF N-terminal domain containing 3 (gene yjefn3). Gene Ontology annotation, cellular component: mitochondrion. Gene Ontology annotation, molecular function: NAD(P)HX epimerase activity. The record is from RefSeq and is a predicted model, not a curated record. NCBI's taxonomy places the organism in Eukaryota, Metazoa, Chordata, Actinopteri, Gymnotiformes, Gymnotidae.